Molecule: messenger RNA, 1074 nt
Organism: Aspergillus melleus
Lineage: Eukaryota; Fungi; Ascomycota; Eurotiomycetes; Eurotiales; Aspergillaceae
Exons: 1
Coding region: 1-1074 (357 amino acids)
Source: RefSeq, a predicted model, not a curated record
AUGGCUCCGUCGCACUCCCCCAGUCCCGCCCGCGUAGGCACCCGGACAACCACUACCACCACCAACUCUCGUCCCUCCCUCGAAACCAACUUCACUGACCCCUCCUUCGACCCUGCCGACUUUCUCAACGACACUCUACCCCCGUUGACGCUGGCGUCUUCGCAAUCACACGGCCCUCGAAAUCCCAAAGCCGUCUCCCUCGCCGAAUCCUCCACGCAGGUCCAAUCCAUCCUGACGCAGAUCAACGCGCAGAAUGUGCGCCUUUCGAAUAAUCUGACCCAGCUCACGGACGAGAUUCUUCGGAGCGGUGGUCGUCUAGCUUAUGAGGUGGAGGUGUUGCGUGGAGAAACCAUCGGGUUGUCGGAUACACUGACGGAUGCUUUACGGGAUGACAUCGCCAAGUUCGUUCCUGAAUCGACGAAGAAGAAUAGCGGUGCACAGGAUUCGUCGAGUACAGUCGAUGAAGAACAAGCGUCCAAAGAAACAGAUCAACCUGAACUAGGACUAGGACCGGAGGACGCCCCCGCCGUCGCGGACCCCGAGUACAUUACAAAACUACGAACCUUGAACCAGGUGCGCGCGCGACUGGAAGAAGUCGUGCAGACGUUCGGCGACGCCAUGGAAUGGUCGCUCCCGCCGUCAGAGACCUCCCUGACGUCCUCAUUUAUAUCGGUGUCUGCGCCCGAGCCCGGAAGUGAGAGCCACAGCCGGGAGGAGAAGGGCCAGGAGAUCGCGAAGAAGCUGCGGGCAGAGAUCACGGAGCUUCUGGACAGUAAUGGUGGCGGGGAGGAGGGGGUCGAUGCGGCGACGCAGAGGGUGGAUGCACUGCGCGACCUGGCCACGGUGUGGAAGGGCACGGCGGAAGAGAAGGCGCGCACUCGGUUCGUGGAUGGCCUGGCGAAGAUGAUUGAGGAUCGUCGCCGAACGCUGGAGAACCAGGGCAGGAUGGAUCCGGGGCAGUCGCAGCAGGCGAAAGCGAAGUCGACGAGUCAUCGGCGCCAGGAGAGCGAGGGACCUGGGGGUGGAAUUUUCAAGAAUUUACAGCGUCUACGGGAGGAGAUUUACCUGGAGUAA